AUUUCGGCCAAGGCACACCAAGAGAACCAGGAGACCUCUGCAAACUCAUCUUCCAUAGCCAAAAUUCGAGCUCAAGCCAUAGGGUUCCAAGAAGGAAGAUUAAAGAGGGAAAAAGUUGGGAAAAGUGUGAAUAAUUAAGGCACUUGUAAAGGGUAUUUCAAGUGGUUUCAAAAAGUUGGAAAAGUCGCUGGAGUUGUCGCCGGAGUUGACCAAAAGUCGCCGGAGUUUCACCGGAGUUCAACCAAGAAGGGUAGAACUUCAUAACGCUAGUUCAAGGUUGAAGCUAGGGCUUGCUACCUGCACCUUCCUACGGGUGACAUCAAAUCAAGGAAGACGUGCUGAGCAGUUCUAUGGACGAUGAGAUGAACUCAUGAACUCAGGAAAAACUGAACUUCUCCCCAUCAAUUCGCAGUUGUGGUUCGCAUAGGCAUCAAUCUUGCCGUCAGAGAUACGCACAGCAGUGGUCCGUAUGCUGUAAUUACAACGGGAAAUCAGUGAGACUCUUAUUGAAAGAUAAUAAGCUAUGAAGAGGUCCAGAUCUUCCUUAACUUCCAAGGGAUCAACUGCUUCUAAUAAGCUGAACACAACAACAUCUGAUUGUGAGGGGGCUGGCCAGGAUGAUAGUGUUAAUGAAACACCGUCAUCUAAUCCUCAUGUACCAGCAAAGGACUCAGACAGAUCUGACAAUAAUUUGAGUGGGAAUGUUAGUGAAACCAUAGACUUGGGUGGAAUGACGGAGGAAGAGUACUUGGAAUCAUUGAAAAAAAAUGAGAGGGCAGCAAUCUGGGGGCAUUUCACGAGGAGAUUUGAGCUUGGUAAGAUUAAAGCUUUUUGUCAUUAUUGCAAGCAUAAGGGUUUUGCAGCUCACCCAAAAAUAAAUGGUACAACUGCAUUGAUAAAUCAUUUGGAAAAAUGCAAUGAGUACCCUCCAAAUAAAGAACUGCGGAGUAAAAGACAAAAAGUGUUUACUUAUGGCAAGUCCAAGGAUUUAGUUGUUAUAGGAUGUACUCAAGAAGAAAUUACUAAGGCAUGUGUUCAAAUGGUAGUUCUAGAUGAGUUGCCUUUUAGUCACGUAGAAGGAGAAGGCUUUCGCUAUUUUUGUAGGGUUGCAUGCCCUCACUGGAAAGUUCCUAGUCGUAAAACUAUUGCUAGAGAUGUGCUUAAUCUGUUUUAUUCAGAAAAGACUAAACUGAAAAGUGAUUUGAGUUCAUAUAGGGUGUGUCUCACAACAGAUACUUGGACCUCGAUCCAAAACAUUAACUACAUGGUACUCACAGCUCAUUUUAUUGAUCGUAAUUGGAUGUUGCAUAAGAGAAUUUUGAAUUUUUGUGUGAUUCCAAACCACAAGGGUGAAUCUGUUGCUAAACUUUUGGAGGAAUGUUUAGUAGAGUGGGGUAUAGAAAAGAUUUUAACUAUUACCGUUGAUAAUGCUUCUUCUAAUGAUGUUGGGUUGAAAGAUUUGAUCAAGAGAAUAAGUUCUUGGAGAGUUGAAAAUGUACUUUUGCAUGAGGGAAAAAACUUGCAUAUGAGAUGUGUUGCUCAUAUCUUGAACUUGAUCGUGAAUGAUGGAUUAGGAUUGUUGAAUAAAUGCAUUCAAAGCAUCCGUAAUGCUGUUAGAUAUGCAAGAUCUUCUCCCCAAAGGUUAGAAAUGUUUAGGAAUUGUGUGGAAAGAGUUAAAAUAGAGAGUAAAGGGCUUGUGAUCAUGGACGUCCCUACUAGGUGGAAUUCUACAUUUCUAAUGUUACAAGCUGCUUUGAAGUUUCGCAAGGCUUUUGACAGGUUGAUAGAGGAUGACGGUCAUUAUCUUGGAUAUUUUAUUGGAGAAAAACAAGAAAAGAUAAGAGAAGGGCCUCCAUUUGAUGAUGAUUGGCAGAAGGCCGAAGUGUUUGCUAAUUUCUUGAGACCUUUCUAUGAAGUUACUUUGAAGGUAUGUUGUUCAAACACACCAACUGUUCAUACUGUUUUUGGAGACUUGGUUAAAAUUCAAGGUUUGUUAAAAGAAACCGGAAGUUCACUGCUAUCUUCUAUUUCAACACCCAUGCAAGCUAAAUAUGAUAAGUAUUGGGGAAGUAUAGAUAAGGUGAAUGAAUACUUGUUGGUUGCUAUGGUUCUUGAUCCACGUCAUAAACUGGAAAAAGUUGAAGAUUAUUUGGAAUUGAUUCAUGGGGAGGGUGAUAAAAGGGUUGAACCUGCCAUUGCUAGUGUGAAAGCAUUUUUAUAUGAUCUUCAGAGUAUGUAUAUGAGCAGUGCUUCUUUGUCUUCCCAAAUAUCACAAUCAAGUGUUGGGGACGAUGUUAAUACUUCCACGGUGGCAGUGGUGAACACUCCAUCAACCAUGACGCAAGUUGAAAUUAAAUUGGCAGAAAAAGAGCAACGAAGAAGAGCUAAAAAAGCUGGUAGUAUCAAUAAUGAUGUUGAUAGGUAUCUGUUAGAUUCCAUUGAAGGGGAUGACAAUUCUGAUUUUGACAUCCUCAAUUGGUGGAGAGUAAAUGGGGUUUGUAAAUACCCCAUUUUGGCAUAUAUUGCUAGAGAUAUUCUUGCAAUUCCAGUGUCUACAAUUGCUUCUGAGUCAUGUUUUAGCACUAGUGGUCGGGUAAUCGAUCCAUUCCGUAGCUCACUAAGUCCCAAAAUGGUUGAAGCAUUGAUUUGUACACAAAAUUGGCUUACGAGUACUCAUGUUGCAUUACAUCAUGAGCCAACCAUUGAAGAGAUGGAAUUUUGUGAAGAAAUUGAGAAAGAACUUUUAAGUGGACAAAGAGCAGAGAGUACCAAGUUGCCUCCCAGGACUAGGAAGUAGAAUCAAGUGGAUUGGAGACUUGGAGCAUGGAUUUUUUUGGAGUUCAAAGUGUGGACUGAUUCGCAAUUGAAGACUGAAAAUGUUUCAGUUAUCUUGUAUCAUCUGCACUUAUUUUGGUUGAAAAAUAUGUUUCUUCUGUUGUUUGGUACUUUGCAGUUUGGAAGGGUGGAAUGGGAGCUCAUGACUCAUGUUUUUACUGUUUUUUUAUCUACUGAUUCUCAGUACUAAUUGUUCCUGAAGUUCUGAGUUUCUUGAAGGUUUUUAAGGGUUGAAAUGCUGAAAUUUGCACUAGGUUUUUAAUUCUGA
Messenger RNA from Cuscuta epithymum, 3103 nucleotides. The record is from the annotation of a GenBank genome assembly. Lineage: Eukaryota; Viridiplantae; Streptophyta; Magnoliopsida; Solanales; Convolvulaceae.